This is a messenger RNA of Dendroctonus ponderosae (mountain pine beetle), 4998 nucleotides long. RefSeq lists its product as uncharacterized. Bases 208 to 4590 code for a protein of 1460 amino acids. NCBI's taxonomy places the organism in Eukaryota, Metazoa, Arthropoda, Insecta, Coleoptera, Curculionidae. The record is from RefSeq and is a predicted model, not a curated record. Gene Ontology annotation, molecular function: RNA binding. Gene Ontology annotation, cellular component: nucleus. The transcript is spliced from 23 exons.
CGCCACAAGCAUCACCACAGAAGAUCCCUAAUUAGCGUCAUCUGCGUCAUUAGUGACAUUUAAUGUUGCGCUGUGUCCUGUAAAAUGGCGUCGUUUUUCCGAUUUCCAUUUUUACCCCAAGUCUAAUUGCGAAAUAAUAGAAUAAACAUUGAAUGCGUGAAGGUGCAGUGUAUUAGUGGAGCCGAAAAGAAGCCAUAAAUACAUACCAUGGAGGCUGUGAAAGCCUUCAAUGCGGAGCUUUCAGCUUUAUAUGAAGUGAAGCCUCCAAUAUCAAAAGCCAAAAUGACUGCCCUAACUAGAGGAGCUAUAAAAGCUAUUAAGUUCUACAAACAUGUGGUCCAGAGUGUAGAAAAAUUCAUUCUCAAAUGUAAGCCAGAAUACAAAGUACCUGGUCUUUAUGUGAUCGAUUCGAUAGUGAGACAGUCUAGACACCAGUUUGGUGCUGAGAAAGAUGUUUUUGCACCCAGAUUUUCGAAGAGUUUGCAGCAGACUUUUGUCAACUUAUUUAAAUGUCCCCCUGAAGAUAAGAGCAAAAUUAUCAGAGUGUUAAAUUUGUGGCAAAAGAAUCAAGUAUUUGCCCCUGAAGUGAUUCAGCCUUUGUUUGACUUGGCUGAUCCAAAUAAUCCGAUACAUCAGCAAAUACAGCAGCAAAGCACACCUAUUCAGCAAACGAAUGGAGCGCAGUCCCAAGUCGCAAAAGGUUCUCCUGCUCUACAAAGAACACCCACCAAAGUCAACCAGCCUACAUCAUCGGAGACACCUGCAGCUAAUUUGAACCUAACCGAUCCAGUGUUGCAACAACUGCAGCAUCUUCAACGUUUGCUAUCCAAAGGAGCGGACGCUGCUACGGUCAGGGCUGAGCAAGUGCAUUUCGACAAAAAACUUCUCGACUUUGAUUAUGGCGAUGAUGAGGAAGAAGUAAAUCCCAGUCCAAGACCGACCCAGUCCGGUUCAUCAUCUGCCGACCCAGUAGCUAGCCUUCUGACUAAUCCAGAAGUGCUGAGGCAACUUCAGACACUGCAAAGCACAUUGGCAGGCGCUGUGAACCCACCGUCUGUAGAAUCAGAGAAUGACCGAAUGAAGAAAUUACAUGAAAUGAAGCUGCAAGAAGAUGAAUUUGAUAAACGUUUAGCUCAAACUGUGCCUAACCUACCUUUCGCAGCCGAGUGUGACUUCAAGUUAAGUUCAACGACGAGUAUGAUCGGGGGGCUUCAUUUCAUUGCACCUCAACCAGAGAUCCAAAUAGGACAAGGAUACGAAAUCCAGAAUGAUACUAAUACAUUUUAUGGUAGUCAGCCUGUCACCAAUGAAGUUGAAGUAAUCAACUUGGAUCAUGAUGAUUCACAUUCAGAAGAUGAACGAUACAAACGGAAAAGAAGCCGUUCACGAUCACGCGAUAGAGGCAGAGAAAAAGACAGACGACGAAGAACGAGAAGUAGAUCUAGAUCUAGGGGUAGAAGGCAUAGGUCUAAAUCUAAAGAUAGGAAAGAAAAGGAGAAGCGCGAAAAGCAAAAGGAAACAGAAAAGGACAAGGAGCGAAAAAAAAGAGGGUUACCUGCUAUGAAAAGCAACAAUUUGAGCGUGUGCAGCACUACUUUGUGGGUGGGGCAUCUUUCCAAAUUAGUUCACCAAGAUGAUCUGUCAAAUACCUUCGGCGAAUUUGGUGAUAUUGUGAGUAUCGAUUUAAUAUCACCUCGAGGAUGUGCGUUUAUUGUUAUGCAUCGGAGGCAAGACGCAGCAAGAUGUCUUGCAAAAUUGAAAAACUAUAAUCUACAUGGAAAAGCCAUAACGAUUGCUUGGGCUCCUGGAAAGGGAGUGAAAGGCAAAGAUCUAAAGGAUUAUUGGGAAGGUGAUUUAGGAGUGUCUUAUAUCCCAUAUAACAAACUUAGGCCAGACAUGGAUUUGGAAGCUUUGGAAGACGGUGGUAUGAUCGAUGAAGAUUCUAUGCCUGAUUGGAUGAAGAUGAAAGUUGAAGAAAGUGCAAAGAAGAAAGUUGCAGAUUUGACACCAUUUUUAAUGGGAGCUGGUGACACAUCUAAUCAUUCAACAAUCGAUACCAGCCAGCCUCCUCCACUCCCACCUUCUAGUCUCAUGCAACCCCCAAUGCUCUCUAUGGUAAAUCCGUUUCAAAUGAAUAACCGAUUUUUGAGCAUGAUUCCUAACAUGGCAAACUUGGCUAAUUUGCCAUUGGGAGUGCCGCCACCCAAUAUGGCACCUCCUUCUAUAAUGUCUAAUUUGGGAUUAGGAGUCGGGUCGCCUUUUCAAGGACCUCCCGGGUUUAUUCCGCCUGGAAUGCCGCCUCCACAGCAGCAAGAGCAAAAGCCAAAUGCACAACCUUCCUCAGAUGUAAAACUGCGUAAUCUGAGCGAGUCUUUAAUGAACUUGACGGGGCAACCGUUGGGUUUACCACCUCAACUUCCAACGCAUCUUCCGCCUCCGCCUUUGCAUUCGCUUAUGGACGAUAGUAUGGACGUUGAAAUGGAAGAUGCAGUACAUCCGGACUUGAACAAACCGCCACCAAAUAUUGCAUUGAGCGAUCAGCUUCAAGCUGCACUGAAUGUCCCUUUUAUUAGAGACAACAGGCGAGAUGACUCUCGCUUCUCACCUUCCAGGAGAGAUGGACGAGAUAACAAGAGAGAUCGCAGCAAUGAAAGAGGUCGGAGGAGGAGUAGGAGCAGGGAACGAGAUCAAAACAGAGACCGGGAUAGAAAUGGAGCACGUGAUCGCGAGCGUCGAGAUAGAGACAGGGAUUUCAGCAGAGGCGGCCGAGAUAGAGAUCGCCGUGGGGGCGACAGAGAUCGUGUUAAUAGAUGGGGUGCAGUAGAUCGCAGAGAUGACCGAGGUUCGUCGGAUCGUCGAGAUAGUGGUUAUGAUCGCCGCGCAGGUCCUCUUGGUCGACGUGAUACAAAUGAUAGACGAGACGAUUCUUUUGAGAGGAGAGAUGCGGCUCGAUCUACUGAACGGAGAGAUUCUGUUGAUACGCGAGAGAAAAAUGACAGAUCAAAAACACUUAAUGACCGACUUAAAGAAAUGGCUGGUAUUAACUUCGAUAACGCGGCGGAUCAAAGCGAACGGAAAGCUUCUCCCCGAAAUCUAGGAGCUUCCGAGGCAAAAGCUGAUUCUCCAAAGGAAGGAGGAUUACGUUUUGAACCACCUGUUAGUGUUUCAGAAGACAUUUUUUCAAGUUUACCACCUGAGACCGGACGAGAAGAUAGAUCAUCCACGGAUUUAGUACGAAAUCCAAGUCCGCCCGAUAAUAAAUCAGCUGAUUUAAAUAACGAAGGAGUACCUCAAGGCAAUAAUGAAUCAUCAGUUACUCCAUGCAAUGAAAAUGAAGAUAGUCUACAGUUAUUGACCUCGUCAAGAGGAAUUGAGUUGGGUUCUGAUUUGCAAGAUUCCAAGCAAUUUGGUCGAGAAAGAUAUGAAACUGGUGGUUCUAAAGAAUUCGGCUUUGGCGGACCGAGAUCAUUUGAUGGGGAUGGAUUAGGCUCUUUCGGCGCUUUUGGACCUGAAGGACCGGACUCCUUUAGGCCUGACGGUCCGUGUCAUUUUGCACCUGAUAAACCUCCAUUUAGAGGUCCUUCGUUUGGAGAUGAAGGGUUUGGAAUUCCUCCUGAUCGAAUUGACGGAUUUAGUUCUAAUUUUCCACCACCCGGAUAUGAAGGACCUCCAGAAAGAUUUAUCAGAGGUGGUAGAAGGGGUCGAGGACGAGGUCGUGGAAGAGGAAGAGAUGGUCCAGAAUUUUUCCCUCGUGACGAUUUUGGUCCCCCUGUAAUGGAUGAAGGUUAUGGCCCACCAAUGCGCGAAGAAUUCGGACCUCCACUGAGAAGCGAUUAUGGCCCGCCGAUGAGAGAUGAUUUUGGUCCGCCUAUUCGAGACGAUUUUGGUCCGCCAAUUCGAGACGAUUUUGGUCCACCGAUGAGAGACGAUUUUGGGCCACCAAUGAGAGACGAUUUUGGGUCGAGAGGUAUGCGAAUGCGUGGAAGAGGAUUUUUUGGUCGCGGUAAUGGCCCGAGAGGCAGAGGAGCGUCGUUCCGAGAGGGUCCAUCUGGAUUCAACGCCGAUUUUGAUGGAGGUCCACCUGAGUUCUUCAGGGGAGGCCCUAGGGGACGCCCAUUUGUUGAUCCUUUCCACCAUCGUGGAAGAGGUCGUGGUUUUAGAGGAGGGCGAGGACGGCAUGAGUUUGCAGAUGGUCCUCCUCCAGAUUUUUUCAAUGGACCCCCAGGAACACAUUUUGAAAGUGGUCCUCCAUAUGAGGAUGCUCCUCCGUUUGGAGAAGUACGAACUCAAUCUGCGGACUUCGGGAGCGAGCCUGAUGGACGCAAGGAUCGAAGUACACGGAAGGAAAGACUUUCCCGGUGGGAAGGUGAGCCGGAACAAGGGGAAGUUAACCAGAAUGUUGAGACAUUGCCUGCUUGCCCAGAUGGUGGUGGCACUCCUUUGCGUGACGAAAUAGACGACUGUGGACAGGAAAUUGAUUUUCCCGCAACUCAAGCUGCUGAUGAGAAAGUCGACCCCAUUCCUGAUCAAGAGGUGUUACUUUCAGACUCCGCAGGUGGAGAGAUUGCCGAGAACCUUCCCGUAGAAUGAAGAACAGGCAAACCAAGAAUUAGUUUAUAAGUGGUACAUCAUAGUUCUAAUAAAUAAUUUAACUUGCUUUGUUUUUGAAGUCAUCAAAUUAUGAUUAAAAGUAAUGGUUUGCAACCGAGAUAGAUGUGACAUAGAAGGCGAGUGAAUUUGUUUUAGUUAUUGUCGAGGUCUGGUGAUCGCCUUUUACCAUUUGUAAUCUUUUUGAUUUAGUGUAUAAUAAUAAUUAUUUAGACCUCCACCUUCACCUUUAAGAAUAUAUACCAUUUUAAUUCGAAGGGAGCUUAUUUCUGUAGUAGGUGUACUUACUACUGUGUCAAAAAAAUAUUGGUACGUCAAUCUAUUGUUAAAGUAUCUAGUUUUAGGAAGAGGCCAGCUCCUGUCUGUAGAGGUAAUAUAUACUUUUGUUGA